Stereum hirsutum FP-91666 SS1 is the source of this 684-nucleotide messenger RNA. RefSeq lists its product as uncharacterized. The record is from RefSeq and is a predicted model, not a curated record. Lineage: Eukaryota; Fungi; Basidiomycota; Agaricomycetes; Russulales; Stereaceae. The coding region runs from base 1 to 684 and encodes 227 amino acids. The transcript has 4 exons.
AUGUCCCCUACUGCUACUCCCCUAACGACCACCGCUAUGCAAGGCCAAUCCCGUCGGAGGCGUACUACCGCGACAGGUAGUUCAGGUGCUGGUAGACGCACUCUGGCCAUCGUGGAGAAGGAACUAGACGAAGAAAAAAAGAAGAACGCGGACUUACAGGCUGAGAACACAACCCUCAAAGCCGCAGUGGCCAAGGCCCAAGCGGACAAGGAGACGAGCGAUGGCAAAGACACCAUACCUGAGCCGGAGGACAAGAAGACUCCCCUUUUUGUUCGGAUGGGCUUCAAGGAGACUCCUGAGGAUGAGCAAUUAUACGGGGCUAUAGCCCGCACCGUCCACGAGAGAUCCUUCGGUGUGGUGGACUUCAACUACACCUAUCGUCAACAAUCGACUGAGAGAUUGAUGAAGAUCUUCAAAGCCGUCAAGCAAGCCCACCCUAUACUCGUUCGCUACCAGAACAACUGGCCUACUGCCGCUCUCCUCAGGCAGUUCAUCAACAACCGCCGCAAGUACCUCAGGUCGAUCGGGGCGCUCGGCGCCAACACUCCCGCCAUGGCCCCUCAGCCAGCUGCACCUGCUGCGCCUGCACCUACUCCCGUUGCCGCAACCGGUGGUGUAGCAGUGCCGAACAUUGGUGACGUCGAGCAACAAGAGGGUGGUGGUGAAGAGCAGAACGAUGAUUGA